Molecule: messenger RNA, 469 nt
Organism: Callithrix jacchus (white-tufted-ear marmoset)
Lineage: Eukaryota; Metazoa; Chordata; Mammalia; Primates; Cebidae
Gene: TTR
Product: transthyretin
Biological process (GO): purine nucleobase metabolic process
Molecular function (GO): thyroid hormone binding
Source: RefSeq, marked provisional
CUACCAUUCUUGGCAGGAUGGCUUCUCAUCAUCUGCUCCUCCUCUGCCUCGCUGGACUGGUAUUUGUGUCUGAGGCUGGCCAUAUGGGAUACAGCUGUCCUCUGAUGGUCAAAGUUCUAGAUGCGGUCCAAGGCCGUCCUGCCGUCAAUGUAGCUGUGAGUGUGUUCAAAAAGGCUGCUGAUGAGACCUGGGAGCCAUUUGCCUUUGGGAAAACCAGUGAGUCUGGAGAGCUGCAUGGGCUUACAACUGAAGAGAAAUUUGUGAAAGGGGUAUACAAAGUGGAAAUAAACAGCAAAUCUUACUGGCACACCCUUGGCAUCACCUCAUUCCAUGAGCAUGCAGAUGUGGUAUUCUCCGCCAACGACUCCGGUCCCCGCCACUACAUCGUCGCCGCCCUGCUAAGUCCCUAUUCCUACUCCACCACGGCUGUCGUCUCCGAUCCCAGAAAAUGAGGAACUUCUCCUCCAGG